Molecule: messenger RNA, 2494 nt
Organism: Malania oleifera
Lineage: Eukaryota; Viridiplantae; Streptophyta; Magnoliopsida; Santalales; Ximeniaceae
Product: putative clathrin assembly protein At5g35200
Exons: 16
Coding region: 459-2090 (543 amino acids)
Biological process (GO): vesicle budding from membrane; clathrin coat assembly; clathrin-dependent endocytosis
Cellular component (GO): clathrin-coated vesicle; clathrin-coated pit
Molecular function (GO): clathrin heavy chain binding; phosphatidylinositol-4,5-bisphosphate binding; 1-phosphatidylinositol binding
Source: RefSeq, a predicted model, not a curated record
AUUAUUUAAAAUCGGAGUUUUCAUAAUAUGCGGCGCACCCACAGGCACCUCUCUCCCUUAGCCCUCCGAUUCGUCCCAGUCCUCGCCGCCCCCCGAUCCGACGGUCCCCAUUCGACGUACGUGGUCAGUACAUAAUCUUACAAUCCGUAUUCUGACACCCCAAGAGCCGAAGAGAGAGAAAGUGGAAGGGUGUGUUUUUAUCAUUUUAUGUAUAAAAUUAAUAAUGUUCGAGACGCCGACGACCCAACCAAACCGAAUUCAUCUUCGGCGACUUUUCGUGGUCACAGGCCAGUCUCUACCAUAGCUCCUGCUCUUCUCUCCUCCUCCGCAACUCAAUCUUUCCUGCGGCUUUACUUCUAUAUUCGCGAUUUAGGGCUCGGUCCUGGUGAUUUGUGAUUCUCUGAUCUCGCUUCGAUUUUCUGUGUCUCUGUGUUCUAAUUUUGUGAUUGAGUGGGAGAAUGUCGGGAGGGAAGAGCUUGAGGAAAGCACUCGGAGCCAUUAAGGACACAACAACUGUUGGAUUGGCUAAAGUAAAUAGUGAUUAUAAGGAAUUGGAUAUUGCUAUUGUGAAGACCACAAAUCAUGUUGAACGCCCAGCAAAGGAAAAACAUAUAAGAGCUAUUUUUGCUGCCAUUUCAGCUACAAGGCCCCGGGCUGAUGUUGCAUACUGCAUACAUGCUCUUGCUAGACGGUUAUCAAAAACACAUAAUUGGGCAGUUGCAUUGAAAACAUUAAUUGUUAUUCAUCGUGCUUUGAGGGAAGUUGAUCCCACAUUCCAUGAAGAACUCAUUAAUUAUGGCAGGAGCAGAAGCCAUAUUCUAAACUUGGCUCAUUUCAAAGAUGAUUCCAGUACAAAUGCAUGGGAUUAUUCUGCCUGGGUUCGCUCAUAUGCUUUAUUUUUGGAAGAGAGACUGGAAUGUUUCCGUGUGUUGAAGUAUGACAUUGAGACAGAUCGCCCUAGAACCAAAGAUCUUGAUACAGGUGAAUUGCUUGAGCACUUACCAGCUUUGCAACAGCUUCUUCAUCGUGUUCUUGGUUGCCAGCCACAAGGAGCAGCAGUUCAUAAUUUUGUGAUUCAGUUAGCACUUUCAAUGGUUGCUUCAGAAAGCAUUAAAAUUCAUAAUGCCAUAAGUGAUGGUACAGUUAAUAUGGUCGACAAGUUCUUUGAGAUGCAACGUCAUGAUGCUCUAAGGGCGCUGGAUAUAUACAGGAGAGCAGGCCAGCAGGCAGAGAGACUGUCAGAAUUUUACGAAAUAUGCAAAAGCCUCGAUGUUGGCCGCGGAGAAAGGUUUUUAAAGAUUGAGCAGCCACCUGCAUCUUUUAUACAAGCUAUGGAAGAGUAUGUAAGAGAUGCUCCUCGAUCUUCAACAGCACGCAAGGAUCAGGUGGUUGAUGAUAAAAUUGCUGGUCCCAAAGUAAUAUUAGCCAUAGAGUACCAAAAGACCCCGGAGAGAAAGGAGGCCAGUCCACCAUCCCCUCCUCCCCCUGAACCAGUUAAAGUUGAAACACCUGUUGCUGAACCACCUGAUUUAUUGGGACUGAACGAUCCUAUUCCAGAAGCUUCAGACUUGGAUGCGAAGAAUGCCCUGGCUUUGGCCAUUGUUCCUGUUGCUGACCAACCAACUUCGACUGCUCCAACUCCAGCGAAUGGAGCUACAGGUUGGGAAUUGGCACUUGUUACUGCUCCAAGCUCAAAUGAGAAUUCCACUGCUGUUAGUAAACUGGGGGGAGGCUUGGACAAGCUUACACUAGAUAGCCUAUACGAUGAUGCAAUUAGAAGAAACAACCAAAACACGAGCUACAACCCUUGGGAACCAGCAGUCUCAGUGGCUGGUCCCGUGAUGCAACAAACAGCACACGACCCGUUCUUUCCCUCCAACACAGUGGCUGCUCCACCGUCUGUGCAGAUGGCGGCAAUGGCAAACCAGCAGCAGGCCUUCAUGUGGCAACAGCAGCAGCAGAUGAUGGUGAUUGGCCCACAACAACAGCAGCCUCUAAAUCCUUUUGGCAACUCAUAUGGAGCCACUGCCCAUCCUUAUGGCUCAGGUAUGCCUGUACCAUCCUACAAUCCUUACAGGGGCUUUAUUUAGACCCUCAGAGUCUGCACAAUGGAAACACCAUGGUAGAGUUGUCAGUUUUGGCUUUCGGGAGUGAGGAGUCAUGAAAGGAAGUAUAGGUAGUGCAUGUACCAUAUGUUGUGUCUGUGCAGUAGUAGAAAGAGAUUUGUUUACCAAUAAUUAGUCAGGGAAGGGCUUUGUAUUAUUGAUUAUUUAUGUUGAUGAAUGGUGGAAAUAAUAUUUUUGUGACUGGGAAAUUUUUUAACCUGCUUGAGGCUCAGUGUUUAAGCAGGGUAGUCAUACCUUAGUCAAGAGUUGGAUUUAAAUGAUAGCAAUGAUUUGUAAUCUCUUGAUUGUUUUUUGGUUAAUUGUGUGGAGACACUGUUUGAUUAAUGAUUCUUGUCUAUAUAAGUGGCCUCAAGAGACCAUGGUUUCAA